UAAUUAAAUAAAUGAAAUCAAUUUAAUUUUAAAUUAAAUCAUUUUUGAAGCGCAUCAGAAGUUAUUUUAUCUACGUACGGAGAAACGUAAAAGCGUUAUUGAUUUUUUGGAGACGAACAUGAGUUUAAAUAAAAUCGGCAUUACUGAAAAUAAACAACUUUGCCCUUUGUUUAAGAUAAAUUCAACAUAUAAUAUGCAAAUAGUGGUUAAGUGUUCGUUUAUAAAAUAAAAAGAUUUUUAAGAUUGUUCUAAAAAUGAGUUGCAGUAAUACUAAGUUUGUGUUUUACACAUUUGCUUUGAUUUUGUGCUCUGUAUGUGAUUGUAAAGAAACUUUUAUUACAGCAUUUCAACAGAACAAAACUGCUCAUCAUAUACGAAGAGCGAAUGUAGACGACAGCUUUUUCAAGAAUCAAAAGCUUGCCACAUAUCGUUCUUUUCAACCGAUAUCGGUUAAUUAUCAUAAAUCAAAAUACCCAAAGGUUCAAGAACGGACUGACUAUGAUAUUAACUCGUACGAUACGGAGUAUGGUGGGGUAGUUUCUAACUUUACGUCUUCCAUUUAUGAUGAUAAUCCACCGCUAUAUCCGAAUCCAGAAGUUAUAGCAAGGAAUAAUCAAGCGCAAGUUAUCAAGUUUAAUGAGAAUAGGAUACCGGAGCAAGACAUGGAAGCCGCUGAGGAGUCAUUUGCAGAUGCCGAUCUAAAAGAGCACAACAUUAUAGACAGUGUCACUUAUGUAUACGGAUUUAAUAAUUGCCAUGGCGUUAGAAACGAGUGGAUGGUUUUGAUAUUUGUCACAAGUGGACUUGCAAUAGCUUUGCCAGUGUCUGCAAUAAUCUGGCUGAUGUGGAGUCAAUAUGCAGCUGAGUUCAGACGUAACAGCAAGCUCUAUCCAAUCGUAAUCAACUUGUGCUGCUGUCUUAUUGCUUGUACCAUGAUUUACAUACAAGCUAUUGUGGGGGCGUCUUCACCCUCACAAUGCGAAAGAAUUGCACUGGUCCUGCAUUAUACGCACAUAUCUUGCGCAAUGUGGAUCGUUGCUUUGGCGGCUGCAGUCGCUGAGUAUUGCGUGUGUGAUACACUGUUACCUUUGAAAUACAACUAUUUGCUGGCCUAUGGCAUUCCAGGCAUUGUUGUGAUGUUCAAUUAUGCAUUAUCAAUGGAACAUUACGAAAUUAAGCAUUACUGCUGGAUGUCUAUAGAAAAAGGGAUGGUUAUGGGUUUUAUGGUACCGGCCAUGAUUCUGAUCUUAAUAAACACGGGAAUCAUUAUCGUGGGCUUGCAAAGCGUAAAUCAAAAGCAAACUGAAAUGCUUACGGCCAAAAUACAAGAACUAGUUGACCAUCAUAUCGCUAACUGGCCCAGAAAUGAUAGGGUUGAAGACAAUGCCAAUGGCAGUUUGGAAAAUAUCGAUAAUAUGUACACUCCUGCAAGUAGUCGGAAGAAUACGGACAGCUCUGAUACGUUGGAAAAGGAAUACAACUAUAAUGACGAUGAUAACUACGUUAAUAUUGGAACGUCAAGCAAUGAUAUUAAUGAAGGAGGAAGAGAGGCCAGUGAACAGAUGAAGGCUAAUAUGGAUAAAGGUUUAUUAAACAUGCUAUACAUGGAUAACUUAUCGUGGAAAUGGAGCUGGAAUACGGAAGGCAAUGAGUUGAAGACAUAUCUAAACCUAUGCCUUGUUUUGGAGCCAUUUUUCGCGAUCAACUGGGUCAUGGGAGUUGUCGCUAUUGAAAACGCUGCUCAUUGGUCGACGCCGACGAUUUAUUUGAUACUGGUUGUAUCUAUGCACAUCUACUUUGCGGCCACAAUUUGUACUACGUUACCGGUAAUUUGCAAUAAGACACCACCGGCGGCGCCGUGUUGUGAGGAGGUUGUUACAGAACCUACUCUCGCGCGAACAAGGACCACUGAUAGCAUUCCACUUCUGGACCCCGGGAUACAACAAGCCAUCGUGACACCGGCACCAGCUGACACCAUCAGCACGAUCAGUAUUUAAACCG
Maniola jurtina (meadow brown) is the source of this 2001-nucleotide messenger RNA. RefSeq lists its product as uncharacterized. The transcript is spliced from 9 exons. Gene Ontology annotation, cellular component: membrane. The record is from RefSeq and is a predicted model, not a curated record. Gene Ontology annotation, molecular function: G protein-coupled receptor activity. NCBI's taxonomy places the organism in Eukaryota, Metazoa, Arthropoda, Insecta, Lepidoptera, Nymphalidae. The coding region runs from base 255 to 1997 and encodes 580 amino acids. Gene Ontology annotation, biological process: adenylate cyclase-activating G protein-coupled receptor signaling pathway; cell surface receptor signaling pathway.